Molecule: messenger RNA, 4748 nt
Organism: Thrips palmi
Lineage: Eukaryota; Metazoa; Arthropoda; Insecta; Thysanoptera; Thripidae
Exons: 16
Coding region: 215-4558 (1447 amino acids)
Molecular function (GO): zinc ion binding
Source: RefSeq, a predicted model, not a curated record
GCAGCCCGGCGAAGAGGCUAUAUCUGCUGUUUCCGGUUGCGCUCAGAGUGCUGCUGCACUUUUCAAAAAUUGUCACAGUUGAAGGGCCCUACGCGUCAACGAACUGCUACUCGCUCCAACCGCUUUCGUUUCCCCUUUGCCUCCUUUCUUUCGCGCUUUUGGACAAUGACGAUGCAAACUGGCGUUCCUUAACACGGAAAAGGCAAUUCGAGGUAUGGAACACGCAAAGGAUGAAGAAAGCGAGACUGCUUGCCCAACAUGCAAGCGGCCCAGUGAUGAUAGUUUUAUGAUAUGCUGCGACAAAUGUGACCACUGGUUCCAUGGAAAGUGUGUCGGGCAGUUUGUCAAUAAAAGAAACCAAAUGUGGAAUGGGCCGUGCUGCUCAAAUCGUUGGAUGGGCCAGUGGAUUAAGCCACGAAGAGCAGUGACUAAAACUACAACUACAGCUGUCAAGCCCAUUGUCCUGCUGUCAGAUGACUCAAGCAACUCUAAAGCUCAGGAUAAGUUUGUUGCUGCAGAAAAACCCAUUGACCAGGUUGACAAAAUUAUUCCUGGUACUCCAAGGAAAAGUCAGAACACAGUCUCCAGCCCAUUUAAAGGCAGGAAGGAGAGCCCUUGGAAAGUGUCUGCUUUAUUUACUGACAAUAAAAGUAAGAAUGAGACGGCUCGUGUACUUUUUCAUGGGGACAACAUUGCUGAGGAACCCAUUGACCUGGCAGAUAAAGUUUUUCCUGGUACUCCAAAGAAAAGUCAGAACACAGUCUCCAGCCCAUUUAAAGGCAGGAAGGGGAGCCCUUGGAAAGUGUCUGCUUUAUUUACUGACAAUAAAAGUAAGAAUGAGACGGCUCGUGUACUUUUUCAUGGGGAUGACAUUGCUGUGGAACCCAAUGGCCUGGUUGAAAAAGUUAUUCCUGGUACUCCUAGGGAAAGUCAGGACAUUGUCUCCAGCCUUGAAGGCAGCAAGGAGAGCCCUGACAGGAAAGUGCAUCACUCUGCUUUCGGGAAAUCUAAUGCUGAGGCAGCUACACAGCUCUCCCAGAAAAGUGCUACAAAACAUGCUGUGGUAGCAAAAGGUGGCGUAGCUGAGAAGUGUUUGGGGCAUUUUCUUCUGCAGAACUCAAGUAUUGAUUCACUCCUCUGCAAUAAUGCCUUUCAACCGAAACAGACAGGUAAAAUUGAUGCAAUUGCUCAAUUUGCAAAGAAUAGUGUUGAAAUUGGAAGGAAUCCUGAAAAGAAAAAAGGGCAGGAUCUGGUCGGUAAAAUUGCUACUGUUCAUCAAUUAACAAAGAAUGGUGUUGAAAUUAUAAAGAAAACUGAAAAGAAAGCAGAUGUGGUCAGUAAAAUUGCUCAAUGUACAAAGAAAGGUGAUGGAAUCAAAAGCAAGAACUCAAGUAUCGAUUCACUCCCCAGCAAUAAUGCCUUUCAACCGAAACAGACAGGUAAAAUUGAUACAAUUGCUCAAUUUGCAAAGAAUAGUGUUGAAAUUGGAAGGAAUCCUGAAAAGAAAAAAGGGCAGGAUCUGGUCGGUAAAAUUGCUACAGUUCAUCAAUUUACAAAGAAUGGUGUUGAAAUUAUAAAGAAAACUGAAAAGAAAGCAGAGGAUGUGGUCAGUAAAAUUGCUCAAUCUACAAAGAAAGGUGAUGAAAUCAAAAGCAAGAACUCAAGUAUUGAUUCACUCCUCAGCAAUAAUGCCUUUCAACCGAAACAGACAGGUAAAAUUGAUACAAUUGCUCAAUUUGCAAAGAAUAGUGUUGAAAUUGGAAGGAAUCCUGGAAAGAAAAAAGAGCAGGAUCUGGCCGGUAAAAUUGCUACUGUUCAUCAAUUUACAAAGAAUGGUGUUGAAAUUAUAAAGGAAACUGGAAAGAAAGCAGAGGAUGUGGUCAGUAAAAUUGCUCAAUGUACAAAGAAAGGUGAUGGAAUCAAAAGCAAAGCAAGAAAAAGGAAACCUGAAAAGACAGCAGAGGAUCUGAACUCAAGUAUUGACUCUGAUCUCUCGGAUGAUUUUCAACCCAAAAGAAAAAUUCGAAAGACAGUUUCUUUCCAACCUCCUACACAAUCCAGUAAUAACAAUGAUGACUGGAAUGUGUCUGGAAUUAGUGAAGAAGCAUUCAAGUACCUUCAGACUUUGCUUCCUGUUGAGUUUGAACAUCAUGUGACAGCUGUUCAAUUUUACAAACUGGGGGACCAAUCUUUGACAGCUGUUAUUCGUUUACCUAUAAGUGAUGAAAAAGAAGCUCUAGACUGGCUAACUCAUUAUCAGGCUAGUUCAUUCUUAGACUUCAGAGUCUACAAGACAUUUCCUAGACUUGCCAAGGAAAGAACACUCUUUAAGUUGCAGUUAAGAUGUCACCACAACACCCUUCCUGACAAACAAAAGACCCACCACAAAAAACAUACUGAGUGCAAUGCUAAAAUAAUGAUCACAAUUAAAAAUCCAAGAAUGAAAAAGAGUACGGACCAACUUCUUAAAUCAUAUCCAAUGGAAGUGAGAUUGCGCCAUUGGCACAACCAUCCCAUCUUGUCAACUGAUGCUCUUCGAUUCAGGAGACCAACUCAAGCAACUAAAGAAAUUUUCUUAGACUACUUCAAGAAAGGACAUACACCAUCUUCUGCUCUUAAGUGUCAUAAAUUUGAUCUCCAAGUUCAACAUGGUGAUGACUUUUUCAAAAGCCAUGCUGAUGGCUCCAUAUGCCCAGAUUUAAACUGGUGCUACUAUCAAUAUUAUAAAGUGUUCAAAGCCGUUUAUGGUGAAAAUUAUGGUGAUGGGAUGGUCACAAAGCUCAAAGAUGUCAUUGAUGAUUAUAACUUAAAAUGUAACUCCCAAUGUGCAGAUAUUUGGAUUGACAAUGAUGACAUUGUUGUUGUCAUAUGUUCUCCACUGAUGAAAAGAGUACAUGAACUCCUGAAGUCUUCUUCUGAAGUGGUUAUAAUGGACUUCUCUGGAAACAUGGACCGCUAUGAUACAAGGGUUGGGUUUUUAAUAGCCCCUAGCCUAGCAGGUGGCUUACCUCUUGGUAUAAUCAUGACUUCUGCAGAGUCCGAAGCACUAAUUACUAAAGGGCUGCAAAUGCUACAGAAGCUGUAUCCAAGUACUUGUUUCUUUGGCAGGGGAUCGAAUGGCCCCAAGGUCUUCAUUACUGAUGAUUGCAAAAAGGAAAGGAACAGUCUCGCUCAUUUGUAUCCUCUGGCCAUUCUUCUCUUAUGCCUAUUUCAUAUCUUACAAGCAUUUUUGAGAUACAUCACAGCUGCUGAACAUGGGGUCAAAAAAGAAGACAAAGCUGUGAUCUAUGAUGCCUUCAGAAAUCUAGUAAGGUCCCCAACAGAGGAAGAGUAUGACAAGCAGUAUGAAGAAUUCAAGACUAGUGAAGUGCUGCUUAGAAACAAGACGGUCCUCACUCAUGUGACAAAGGACCUUCAUCCUCGCCGCAAAGAAUGGGCUUUGUGUUAUCGAUCCAACCUAGUCAUACGUGGUAACAACACCAGUAACCUUGCUGAGGGAAACUUCCUCCAACUCAAAACUACAGUUAUGGAACGUUUAAAAGCCUUUAACAUGGUCCAACUCUUUGACUUCUUUGUUACCAAGCUAGAAGCUUAUUACCAAGCACGAAUUGCUAGUGUUCUCAACAAUAGAAUGCAUGUGCACCAGAAGUCAAAAUAUUAUGCUCCCAAACAGCACAAACUAGAAGCAUUAUCUUGUCCUAGAAGGGUGGAGGAGCAUGUGUUUGAGGUGAAAAACAGCAAAACGGACAAAUUAUAUCUAGUCGACAUGGAGGCAGAAAUUUGCUCGUGUCCUAUGGGUUUUACUGGUGCACCCUGUAAGCACCAGUAUUUCAUUUCCAAGACCUUCAACCUGUCAAGUGCCCAGUUCCAUGACACAUUUGGAAAUGAAGAGAAGCUGUUGUACCAUAAAAUCAUGGUGGGCAACAUCAACAUCCCUGCAGAGUGGUACAGAUCAUUAAAGGAUGGUCCACAAUGCAGGGAUGCUGUUGGAUCACGAGAUGUGGAUGAACCUCUUGAUGCGACUUCUCAAAUGUCUUCUCAUAAUGAAAUUCCAACUUCAGAAACUGAAGAGAACCCCCAACAUGCUGCCUCAGAAACUGAGCAAGCUGCAACAGGUGUAACUGACAGUUCUGUCGAGGUCGAGGUUGAAAAAUGGAGAGAGAAGUUAAAGCAAGUAUUUCAUGACUUGGAUAGAAGACUGGUAGCAAAACCAGAUGUCUUUUUGCCUGGUGUCAGGGCUUGGCUUGGCUCAUAUGAGAAAAUGAUAAAGUCCAAAUCAGAAAAUGGAGUGGCGUCCUCUCUCUUUGCUAUGAGGGAGGGUUUGAGAACGGGGAAACACAUCAAGAAACAACCUUUCCGUCGUGCUGGACCACAUUUAGGAGGAAGAGAUUGUAAGAAGACAGGAAGGCCAUCCAAGGCAGCAAGGACCUAUGAGCAUGGAUAUCAAAAAGGCCGGAAAAGAAAUGGCCACAUGGCACCUACUCCUGCAGUCAAACAGAGGCAUGUUGCUCCCCAUUCACUUGCCUACCGAGUGGAUUCUUUACUACGCAAAUUAUGAUUUAAUACUGAUAAGUUUUGUCAAACCAUUUUCAUUCAACUCAUUAUAUUUUUGCAAUUUUUAAACCUGCAGUAGUUUUCAUGAAGUUGUAAGAAGAUUAUAUCUAUGUGAUGUUGAAAUACAAAUACAAUGUAUCAUUUAAUGUCCACAAAGCUUUGGGAACUUUCUUUGUUUAAACCUUUAUUGGCAU